AGUCUGUCUGUUCACGGUAGAUCCUGUUCUGUAUCAUUCAGAUAUAUAUGUGAUAUUGGAGAUUCCUGAGCAAGAGUCGUGUCUACCUGCUUAAAAUCCACGUUUCCGUCAUCUGUCUGAAGAAGUUAGCAAUACAUACCCAUACCGGUGUCAUUGGAUCGUUAAACACUAACCAUGAGAACGUUGGUAUUCGUAUUGGCUUGUUUUGCUGCUUCAACCUACGCUCAAACAUGCCAGCGAGUGGUGUGUUAUUACACCAACUGGUCCCAGUAUCGCCCUGAACCCUACAAGUUCUUCCCGGAAAACAUCGAUCCUCGACUCUGCACCCACAUCAACUAUGCCUUCGCCAAAAUGAAUGGAAAUAUGUUGGCCGCCUUCGAAUGGAACGACAUGUCCGAGCCUUGGGCAAAGGGAAUGUAUGAGAGAACGAAAGACCACGUUAAAGCCCAAAACCCAAAUGCCAAAAUAAUGCUGUCUGUUGGUGGGUGGAACAUGGGUUCAGAGCCAUUCACAGCCAUGGUAGGGGCAGCAGUAUCAAGGGAAGAAUUUGCGACCACCUCAGUUACAUUCCUCCGUGAGCAAGGAUUUGAUGGUCUUGAUCUUGACUGGGAGUAUCCAGCUAACAGAGGUAGUCCAGCGGAAGACAAGCACAACUUCAUCGAGCUGCUGAAGGUACUUAACGCCGCAUUCGAUGCCGAUGCAGCUGCAACUGGAAACGAAAGGCUGCUCCUAACUGCUGCCGUUGCUGCCGGUAAGACCACCAUCGACAGCGGAUACGACGUCCCAGGAGCUGCAGCCGCCCUCGACUUCAUCAACAUCAUGACCUAUGACCUGCACGGCGGCUGGGACAACAUCACUGGACACAACAGUCCCCUGUAUGCCGACCCAUCCGAGACAGGGGAUCAGGCCUACCUCAAUGUCGAUUGGGCAGCCCGGUAUUGGGAGUCUCUCGGUCUUCCCAAGGACAAGCUUGUGCUUGGUCUCCCUACUUACGGAAGGACUUUCACUUUGACGUCCACCACUCUCAACAGCCUUGGAGAUAGCGUUAAAGGGGGCGGAACGGCAGGACAAUACACCAGGGAGGCUGGUUUCCUGUCCUACUACGAGAUCUGUGCUCUGAUAAACGCCGGGACCCCAGUUCACAGAAUCGCCUCCCAGAAAGUUCCCUACAUUGUGUCUGGAGACCAGUGGAUCGGUUACGACGACGAAGAAAGUCUGAGGGAAAAGGUGAGGUACACCUUGAACAGCGGAUAUGGCGGAGUGAUGGUCUGGGCUCUGGACCUGGAUGACUUUACCAAUUCCUGCGGUGCUGGAGCCUCUCCCCUGAUGAAUACUAUCUUCAAUGAAUGCGGUUUGACUGCUCCAUCACCGGCCACCCAAGUUGAUGCUGGCGCCACUCUCCGUAAACCUGUCAUAGUGUUCCCGAGUUCAAGCCCAUCCAGUCAACAUGCAUCAGGGUCAUCAUCUCGUUCGACUGCUUCGGUGGGACGGUCAAAUCCGAAAACCCCUAAAUCCUCUUCUCAACCAUCGCAACUUUAUCAAGGAUCACCUGUAUCUACUCCCAAACCAGCCUCUCUGUACUCAGCUCUUCAGACACUGCAACAAUACUCUGAUCAAUCAGGUCGGCGCACAUAUGGCAAGCCCCAAGGAACAGUCUUCCAACCGGGACCCAGCGUCCAACAUUCAACGAAUAAUCAACGGAGACCUGGUGUUCCAGAUCUUCGAUGGAAUCAACCAUAUGAAGUGAGAAUGGGAGCUGUUUUGCCGUCACAACCAAUCAGUUCAUCAGUUCCUCGUCCAUACCAAAGACCACCCGCUUCUUCCCGACAACCAUAUUUAAAUCCUGGGUUAUUUUCUCAGCAAUGGCAGCCAUAUCGCAUGACAACGGGGACGCUCCAUCAACCACGCCCCUCCCCUUCUUCGUCGGACCUUCGUACCUCGCAGCCAUAUCAAAUGCCGACUGGUUCUACUCACCUAGGGUACCCAAAGUCAUCUGUGGUGAAUCCCUAUCCAACUCCGGAUUACCAAACCCUCCAUCAAUACACACAGUCACUAAUCUCCCUUCUCCAGUCAGCACAGCAAUAUGAACAGCCGGCAGCUCCAGUUCAGAAGUCUGUUCAGAUGUUCCAUAUCCCGAACUACUCAAGAGGUUACCCGAGCCAAUCUUUUUCACGUCCUGGCACUGUCGUUCAACAAAAUGUCCGAACGUCACCAAAGGUAAACCACGUGCUGUCCCAAACUCAAGCUCCUUCUUUCUCAGGAAGUCUAGGCAUGCGGACAUCGUUUAUCUCAGCUAAUACUGUACCCAAGUUGACGGGAGAUGUUCGUGGAACAGAGGGUAACACGAACAAGUUCCAGCCAGCGGAAGUCAACUGCAGAGGGAAACCCGAUGGUCUUUACCCAAGCACUCUUUCCUGCGAAACUUUCUUUACCUGUCUCAACCACAUUUCCUAUAAGAACUCCUGUGGGAAAGGCUUGGUCUACAAUCCCAGCAAGAAGUACUGCGACUGGCCAUAUAAUUACAAAUGCCCACUCGUUGUUGCAGCUGAAGCACCAGCAGCAGCAGCAACAACAGCAGCACCAGCCGGAGGUGACCCUGUCGUAUUGUGGCAGUCGGCACCUCUUGAUUAUUCUGACUGGAAGUAUCGAAUGCAUUCAAUGAUUCAGGAUCAUCCUCAGGCUCAGACCCAAUCACGGUAUCAAGCACCGUAUCAAGCACCGUAUCAAGCACCUUAUCAAGCACCGUAUCAAACACAAUAUCAAGCUCUAUAUCCAGCUGAACCUCGGGUACAAACUCAGGCACAAACUCAGGCACAGCCUCGACCACAACCUCAAGCACAACCUCAAGCUCAACCUCCAAGACGCUCGACGCCAGUAUCCAAUUUCUGCAACGGAAUGGCCGACGGCAGAUACGCCGAUCCCACGAAUUGCAAGAAGUUUAUAGACUGUCUUAGUUCUAACACCUAUGUGAUGCCCUGUGCCUUGGGAACAGUGUACAAUCCCACCACGAAAGGCUGCGAUACUGCCCAGAAUGCACCCAAAUGCGGGCAAUGAUUGGACCAUUUAUCUGUUGUGCCGGCAACAUGUAUGGAUGCUUCAUGCCUAUAAUUUAAAAGGCUAUAGCAGGAAUGAUCACUUAGGUUACUCGCAUAACACACAGAAGAGAUCAUUAUUCAGAAUAUUGUAACUUCAUCCUUGGUGAUAGUAUUUGAAUUGUAAGACGUUCUGAAACAUACUUCAAAAGCAAUAUAUCACAAUGAAUCAGAAGAUCUUACCCCUGUCGAAAGUUCAAAUCGUGACCCAUAAAUUGUCUCAAGUCUAAAGGAGUAACAUCCCCGGACUUACAUUUCUUAGAAGUAGGUCUUAGAUUUCAUAAGAAGCAUGAACUGACUUGAUGAAGAUAACAAUUUUGAAAACUGUUUGUAUAUUUCAUCAUCAUGGCAAUUAUCUUACUGCAAAUCACGCGUUUUGGAUGUUUCGUUUCACCCGUAGCAGGAUACGUGUCGUUGGUGCGAAUCUCCUAAUUAUUUUGAUUAUUUUCCGUGGUCUGACAGCACCGAAUUUGGACUCGUUGGCUUCCUCAAAUCGGUAUUGGUCUCACUGUUACCUCACGUUCAGCUGACACGGCGUGCUUUAGCUGAAAUACUGAUCGGUACGGUAUAAAAUACCACUCUCUCAAAAAAUAGUAUUGUUCCCAAGUCUGUGUACGAACGUACCAAUAGCCUUGAAUGAUAGAGCGUUGUACUAUUUCACAGAGAUUCGGUAUUCAGCAGAAUCUGUCACGAUACUAUCUUGGAAUUACCAAACACCAUCAAAGAGCUGUCAGUAAUCUGGACGCUCGUAUUUCUUAACCAUUAUAUCAUUAUAUUUGUAUUGUUGUGAUAAAACGAAAUAAAAAGUAUAUAACCCUU
Molecule: messenger RNA, 3911 nt
Organism: Haliotis rubra (blacklip abalone)
Lineage: Eukaryota; Metazoa; Mollusca; Gastropoda; Lepetellida; Haliotidae
Product: acidic mammalian chitinase-like
Exons: 14
Coding region: 175-3054 (959 amino acids)
Biological process (GO): chitin catabolic process; carbohydrate metabolic process
Cellular component (GO): extracellular region
Molecular function (GO): chitinase activity; chitin binding
Source: RefSeq, a predicted model, not a curated record